AUGGGCCCAUCGAGCUGGGGUGUUGGGGAGGAAGCAGAUGUGAUUACUUGGCUUCCACAGUUCAAUCCAGCGGACAUGGGUUGGCCGAUGCGUGAUGUGAUCUACGAAUUCACCGAAGGAUCAGACACCCCACGUCGGGCCUCCCCCGUUGCCAUGUCUCGACUUUCAGCACGUGUGCUCCGCUUCAUGCAUGCUGAUAUGACUGAAAAGGGCCUGGGUCUAGAUUCAGAGAUGUCUCCAACCUCCUGA
This is a messenger RNA of Penicillium crustosum, 249 nucleotides long. RefSeq lists its product as uncharacterized. NCBI's taxonomy places the organism in Eukaryota, Fungi, Ascomycota, Eurotiomycetes, Eurotiales, Aspergillaceae. Bases 1 to 249 code for a protein of 82 amino acids. The record is from RefSeq and is a predicted model, not a curated record. The transcript has a single exon.